UACAUUAGAUUUUUUUUAUAUAUUAUUACCUUUAAUAUAAAACAAUAUAUAGUACGAUGAUAAUUUCUAUUUUAUAAUAAAUUAAAUAAAUAUUAUGUAUUCAUUUUAGUACAAUUUAGUAAAAUAUGCCAUGUAAAUUUUAAAUAUUACAAUUGUUUCAUAUGUAAAUAAAUCAUUUUUAUUGUUAUUUUCAUACAAAUAUCUCAUUAAUAAAGUUAUGGGAAAUACAAAUGCUAACCAGCGACACAAAUCAGCAGGUCUAAUUGUUCCAUCUUCACCGUCUAAGGAAGUACAAAGUCAAGCUUUUGUGUUUGAUAAAAAUUCUGACUCAAAUUUACUACAUGAAGCUAAACCAUUGUUUACUAAAAACACUUCAAAGUCAAAUGAUCAUGAUUUCACUGAUGGAAUAUCAAGAUCUAUGUCAGCUAGUGAUACUGAAAAUAAAAUGUUACCAACAGUUUUUAGAUGGGAAGGAGGAGGUAAACAAGUGUUCAUCAGUGGUACAUUUUCAGAGUGGAAACCAAUUCCUAUGGUUCAAAGCCACAAUGAUUUUGUUACUAUUAUUGAUUUACCUGAAGGUGAACAUCAGUAUAAGUUUUGUGUUGAUGGAAAUUGGCGCUGCGAUCCAAAAGUUUCAAUGAUUGAUAAUGACCCAGGAAUUACAAAUAAUAAAAUUGUUGUUAAGAAAACUGAUUUUGAAGUUUUUCAAGCAUUAGAUGUAGAUGCUAUUGGAGAGAAUGGCAAUGAAAAAAGUGGGUUUUCUCAAGAAAUUCCAUCAUCUGUACCUUGGCAAAAAGUAUCAGGUCCUCCAAUCUUACCACCACAUCUUUUACAAGUUAUACUGAAUAAAGAUACUCCUUUGUCGUGUGAGCCUACACUUCUUCCAGAACCUAAUCAUGUAAUGUUGAACCAUUUAUAUGCUCUUUCUAUUAAAGACGGCGUUAUGGUUUUAAGUGCUACACAUAGAUAUCGUAAAAAAUAUGUUACCACUUUGUUGUACAAACCAAUCUGAUAUAGUAUACAAGUA
Messenger RNA from Daktulosphaira vitifoliae (grape phylloxera), 1027 nucleotides. RefSeq names its product 5'-AMP-activated protein kinase subunit beta-1 (gene alc). Lineage: Eukaryota; Metazoa; Arthropoda; Insecta; Hemiptera; Phylloxeridae. Bases 218 to 1012 code for a protein of 264 amino acids. Gene Ontology annotation, biological process: signal transduction. The record is from RefSeq and is a predicted model, not a curated record. Gene Ontology annotation, cellular component: cytoplasm; nucleotide-activated protein kinase complex; nucleus. The transcript has 7 exons. Gene Ontology annotation, molecular function: protein kinase binding.